Anarrhichthys ocellatus (wolf-eel) is the source of this 2504-nucleotide messenger RNA. RefSeq names its product NAD kinase b (gene nadkb). Gene Ontology annotation, molecular function: NAD+ kinase activity. NCBI's taxonomy places the organism in Eukaryota, Metazoa, Chordata, Actinopteri, Perciformes, Anarhichadidae. Gene Ontology annotation, biological process: NADP+ biosynthetic process; NAD+ metabolic process. Bases 293 to 1720 code for a protein of 475 amino acids. The transcript is spliced from 12 exons. The record is from RefSeq and is a predicted model, not a curated record.
UGUGUGAUACCCCUGAACCGGCCUAGAAAGCAUCACUUCCCUCUCGGUCGUGCGCCUGUCUUAUCAGCUUUUUAGAGUUUGACGGCGCUGUCCGUCUUUAUAGUGUCUAAACACACUCGGUCCUUGAUGAAGCAGUAGCGAUAUGAGCGUGUCUGCUUCUCUCUGACACAGUAAGGCUUCGUUUCCUUUCAGAGGUUCAGACCGGGCUAACGUUAGCUAGUGGAGCUAAUUGCUAGGUAACGUCCGCUGUCAACACAUCAACAGUCACGUGAGAGCCGUUAGAAUCUAAUGAAUGGAGGACUCAGCAUCGGAGCCCGUGACGCAACCCUCAGCGGCCUCCGGUCAGCUGUCGGAGUCGGCCGGGUCCUCCUCCACGCACCGGGAUGGCCUGGCCAAGUGUCCAAGGAGACGGCGGAAGGCGGCGAGGUCGCAGCGACGGGGGGGUAGUGAUGAACAGCUGCUCGGGGAGAUUGAGCGGCGGAGGUUGCCUGGUCAACACGAGCACUCGGAGCCCUCUGGCUCGGCGAGUGACACAGCGGAAAGCUCUCCUAAGAGGAGAGCCCACUUUCUACAUGGACCAUAUCCAGCCACUCACUUCGGACCCAAAGCCUGUAUUCUGCCCAACCCAACUUCAGUCAUGCACAUCCAGGACCCGGCCAGCCAGCGGCUCACCUGGAAUAAACCGCCCGUCAAUGUGCUCGUCAUCAGGAAAAUCAGAGACGAGAGCCUCGUCGAGCCUUUCAAAGAGCUCUGCAGGUUUCUGGUGGAGGAGAAGCAGAUGAUGGUGUACGUGGAACGCAGGGUAGCAGACGAUGCUACGCUGUCAAAGGACGAGGCGUUUGGCUCCAUACGCAAUCAGCUCUGCACCUUCAGAGAGGGUUAUGAUGAUAUCUCUGACUGCAUCGACCUGAUCAUCUGUCUGGGUGGAGAUGGAACUCUGCUCUACGCCUCCUCUCUAUUCCAGGGCAGCGUUCCUCCGGUGAUGGCGUUUCACCUCGGAUCUCUGGGGUUCUUGACGCCUUUCAAAUUUGAGUCAUACAAGACCGAAGUGGCCAAAGUGUUUGAAGGCAACGCGGCCAUCACUCUGCGCAGUCGUCUGAAGGUGAAGGUGGUGAAGGACAUGCUUCAGAGAACAGGCCGAGAGCAGCAGGAGCACAAUGGACUCCUUCCUCACGGACACGCCAACAACGAGGCCGGGAAGGUCACCCUGCAGCUACAGGUGUUGAAUGAGGUGGUGGUGGACCGAGGCCCGUCCUCCUACCUGUCCAAUGUGGACUUGUACCUCGACGGACGGCUCAUCACCUCUGUGCAGGGAGACGGUGUGAUUGUAUCCACGCCUACAGGCAGCACAGCGUAUGCAGCCGCGGCAGGAGCCUCCAUGAUCCACCCCAAUGUACCCGCCAUCAUGGUCACCCCCAUCUGCCCACACUCGCUCUCCUUCAGGCCCAUCGUUGUCCCUGCUGGGGUGGAGCUCAUGAUCACCUUGUCCCCUGAUGCCAGGAACAACGCCUGGGUGUCGUUUGACGGCAGGAAGAGACAGGAGAUCCAGCAUGGAGACUGCAUCAAAAUUACUACAUCUUGUUACCCGGUGCCCUCAAUCUGUUGCCAUGACCUAGUGUACGACUGGUUCGAGAGCCUGGCUCAGUGUUUGCACUGGAACGUACGCAAGAGGCAGGCACGACUGGAGGACGUCUCCGACUCGUCCGACACUGAAAACUGAAUCAGCCGGUGCUUUCAACGCUCUCCACAGCAGCAGAGAGGGCGACGGUGUCGACAACAUUCUCGACACGUAAACGCUGGACUGUGAAAGUGAGAGCAUGCGUGUCUACAGCCAAAUAAGUAUUACGUUAGCUGAUGAAUAGCAUGUUUAUUGAGCAUACUGUGAUUGCAGUAUUUUAUACAUUUGAGAAAGCAUCGCACUACAUUCCAGGGCAAAAAUAAUCUGCAAUUCUAUCUGUAUUUUACCCGCAGAAAGCAGGAUUCUCACCCACAAAUGAAAAAAAAAACAAUUGCAGUUACUUAAAUGAUUGCAAUAUAUUCAUAUGUUGGAACACUCAUCGUCAAUGUGAUGCUCAGUGUGUAAAAUGUAGAGAUUACUGUGAUAAACUCUGGGGGAUUAUAGUUAAAACACACUGAUAGAUUAAGAAGAAAAAAAAGUGUAAAUGUAAAUUUGUACAUAAAAGAUUCAAGGAUAAAUGUAAUUAAUGUCAUAUUUAUGUGAUAUUUAUUUAGAUGUAAGCUUAAAAAGAACUACCGAAGGCUACUGUUUAUUUGUUCUGUACAAACAUCUUCAGCCGACUCUCUGUACAUCCCAAGAGAAGCUGGAAAGAAUUUCUUCUGUCGAUUGUCUUUUUUUCCCCUAAUUGCUUUCUUCUCUAAUUCUACAAGUCAGAUUGCAUGAUGUAGAACAAAACUAAAUAGAACAAGUUCCACCAGUCAUGUUAUUUUCAUGAUCAUUAAACUGUGAACAUGAAAGGAAGUAGUGCUAAAAUAAGUUUAAAUAC